Molecule: messenger RNA, 7610 nt
Organism: Maniola jurtina (meadow brown)
Lineage: Eukaryota; Metazoa; Arthropoda; Insecta; Lepidoptera; Nymphalidae
Product: zinc finger protein OZF-like
Exons: 21
Coding region: 745-3000 (751 amino acids)
Biological process (GO): negative regulation of transcription by RNA polymerase II; regulation of cytokine production; regulation of immune system process
Cellular component (GO): nucleus
Molecular function (GO): RNA polymerase II cis-regulatory region sequence-specific DNA binding; DNA-binding transcription factor activity, RNA polymerase II-specific
Source: RefSeq, a predicted model, not a curated record
AUCUUGCUAUAAAUGUCAUUUUGUACUAACACGCGUAUCCACAAUAAACAAGUUUUUUUUUCAAAUGGAAGAAAAGCAGAAAACCAAACUUCCACGAGUUGUAAGAUAUCGUCGAUGGCACUGUUCAGUGUGUGACAUAUUUACUAAUUCCUACAACCAAUACAAUCAACACAUUGAGGGAGUUGGACAUCGGCACAAAAUAAUGAGCAAGAGUUGCAAAAACGACAUCAUCCAGGAAGAGCAUGAAUGUGACACUGGAUUUUACGUUCUAGCAUUUAUUCAAGUGAUCGUAAUUUCCUUUAUAUUAUUUUAUGUCCUAAUCAGGUUCUGUAAUUAAAAUUAUAUUUAUAUAAUUUACAUAUUAAGUAAUUAUCAUUAAGGAUGCCUUAAAUUUCGCGCCACAAUUUUAAUUGGCGGAGAAGUCGUCCCCAAGCGUUCACGGCUUCUAUGCGCACGAACGAACGCGCAGAACAAUGAGGUAGCAGCCAUUUUAUGUCGGUGCCCAAGAAAAACAUAAUUCGAAUGGCCAAUCUUAUCGAAAUUGUGUAAUUAGUGCUCUAAUUUAUGUGUUUCUGCACACUCCACUAUUUUUAGGUGUUUCUUUACUUAUGUGGUGGUUGAGGAUGGAGCGGCCGGCAAGUCGCCAUUAGUUUCCCGGCACACUGGGGCGUGGGCGUCGGGGGCGUGGCGCGGGGCGUGGGCGUCCCCGUGCCGCCCCCCGGCGACCUACUCGCCACUAUAUCCAUGUUCGAGCAGCAGAUCAAGGCAGAGCCCAUGAGCUUUUACACACACCCCCACGUCAACACCGGCCCCCCGACUAUAGUACGCUCGGACUCCGCGCACGGCAUCAUCAUGAACCAACACCACCAGGAGGACUCGAAGGACAGCCUGUCGGUGCAGCAGCAGGUGCAGCACCAGCAGGACCUGAUGGAGCAGCACCAGCAGCAGGAGCUGCAGCACGACGAUGAAGUAGACAACCUAAGCUUCAAAGGUAUGGAAGAUGAAGGAGUUGAAAUGGAUAUGGACGGCCGGCAAUGUUCUCAGGGCAUGGGGGUGGACAUGGGAUCAGUUCAAACAAAGAUGGAAGUCUCAAACGGUCAAGGAAUACCAAGGUCUAAGCCGCAAGCCUGUAAGGUUUGUGGCAAAGUCUUGUCGUCUGCUUCAUCGUACUACGUCCACAUGAAGCUCCAUUCAGGAAAUAAACCCUUCCAGUGCACGGUUUGCGACGCAGCGUUCUGCCGCAAGCCGUACCUCGAGGUGCACAUGCGCACGCACACCGGCGAGCGGCCGUUCCAGUGCGACCUGUGCCUCAAACGCUUCACGCAGAAAUCCAGCCUCAACACGCACAAACGCGUCCACACCGAUGAGCACAUGCGCGCUUUGAUGGUGAAGGAGCGGCCCUACAAGUGCGAGCUCUGUCAGAUGCGCUUCACGCAGAGCUCCAGCCUCAACAGACACAAGAAAAUACAUACGGAGGAGCACAGACGAGCCCUGUUAGAGAAAGUGCGGCCGUACCAGUGCCACAUCUGUUUUAUGCGCUUCACUCAGAAGUCCAGCCUGGGCCGACACGGAAAGAUACACACCGAGGAGCACAUCCAAUCGCUGAUCAACAAAGUGCGCCCCUAUCAAUGUGACAUCUGUGACAAGCGGUUCACGCAGAAGUCCAGCCUUGGCACUCAUAAACGUAUACACACCGGCGAGCGGCCCUUCCAGUGCACCGUCUGCCUCAAGUCCUUCACGCAGAAGUGCGCGCUCAAUUUGCACGAAAAGAUACAUACGGUGCAAGGGCGCCCUUACACGUGCGGGCAAUGCCCCGCGGCGUUCGCCCGCCGCCCCUACCUGGACAUUCACAUGCGCACGCAUACAGGCGAGCGGCCCUAUCAGUGCGACGCGUGUCUCAAGCGCUUCACGCAGAAGUCCAGCCUCAAUAUCCAUAAACGGACGCACACAGUCCAGGGCAGACCGUUCCAGUGCCUGUCGUGUCCCGCCGCCUUCACCUGCAAGCAAUACCUGGAGAUACACACCCGCACGCACACCGGCGAGCGGCCCUAUCAGUGCGACAUCUGCCUCAAGCGCUUCACGCAGAAGUCGAGUCUCAACAUUCACAAGCGGACGCACUCAGUGCAGGGCCGGCCCUUCCAGUGCCUGCAGUGCCCGGCCGCCUUCACGUGCAAGCAGUACCUGGAGAUCCACAACCGCACGCACACGGGCGAGCGGCCCUACCAGUGCGACGUCUGCCUCAAGAGAUUCGCGCAAAAGUCCACUCUCAACAUACACAAACGAACGCACACAGUGCAAGGGCGGCCGUAUCAGUGCAUGGAGUGCCCGGCGGCGUUCACUUGCAAGCCGUACCUGGAAAUACACAUGCGCACGCACACAGGCGAGCGGCCCUUCGAGUGCGAUGUCUGUUACAAACGCUUCACGCAGAAGUCUACACUCAACAUUCACAAGCGAAUUCAUACCGGGGAACGUCCAUACGCAUGUGAUAUUUGCCAAAAGCGGUUCGCGGUGAAGAGCUACGUAACAGCACACAGAUGGUCGCACGUGGCAGACAAGCCGUUGAACUGCGAGCGGUGCUCGAUGACGUUCACGUCGAAGUCGCAGUUCGCGCUGCACAUCCGCACGCACUCCAGCGGCCCGUGCUACGAGUGCAGCGUCUGCGGGCGGACCUUCGUGCGCGACAGCUACCUCAUACGCCAUCACAACCGCGUGCACCGCGAGAACCACAGCAACAUGUCGGCGAACAGCAUCGGCACCAUCAGCAGCGCGGCCAACGCCAACUCCAACGGCAACUACGACUCGCCCGGCGUGUGCGACCUCAGCUUCGUGCCGAUGGUGAACCGCUACAUGACGUCGCAGGGCACGCAGGUGUCGAUGCAGGACACGCAGAGCAAGAUGUCCGCCAUGUCGCCGCAGUCCAUCGCCUCCAUGUCGUCCCCGCCGCCGCCACACACGCCUACGCCGCAGCCGCCGAUGUCAGCCAUGCGCCACGCUGAUUGAUCCGCACUACAACUUUUUAUAUCCGUCGAUUGAUCAGCGAGCAGCCCGAGUGCAAUAUAGAGAGUGAGGCAGCCUCCAUGGGCAGCUAGGUUGUCCACAGAAUGCGCCAAGUCGAGAGCCGGAGCUCUUUAAACGUCCAGCGUGGACUUAUACACAGAUCAGAUUUUAUUUUAUAUUAUUUAUUUAUCCGUUUGGUUUCGUCGGCCGUGACGCGGGCGCAGGAGCGGAGUGGAGGAAGGUGGAGCGCAGUGGAGGGGGAUGGAGCGGAUGGCAGCAACCCUCGAGCAGCACACGACACCGAGUCGAGGACGCAGCCGGUAGUCACGUAGCGGUACCGCCUACGGUUGCAUUGUGAUUUUUUAUCCACAACUGUGAUUUAUCUCUACCAUCACACGAUUAUAUUAAUUCGUGGUGGCAUAUAUAAAUCGAUACUUAACUCUCAUCGUAUAGAUUGUAGGCCUAAAUUUUUGAUCUCAUAUUCUAAUUUGCUUAGUGAUAAACUUUCGGUAUCGUGAAUGGUAAAUCACCGACCUUGAAAUUCUAAAUUUUGAACGUUCAAUCGCUUGUCGUCCCCGUCUUCAUUAGUCGUAGAAUGUAACGAUAUCUUAUUGCGAUGCUUUAACUUAGAUCGUCUCAGAGUAGAUGGAGUUCGAUAAUUUUAUAGAACUGUUACCGAUAUAACGUGAAGUAUUUUGAACGGUGAGAAAUUUAAGGGACUCUAGUAUGAUACUUCUACCGAUCCGUAGGAACGCUUUAAUGAUGUGGUUGGUUCAGGUUUCAUAAUAAUAAAGUACAAGUACAAAAUAAAAUGUCGCGGAGUCCUCGGAGGCAAUAAUAAAGCUUCACAGAAUAAAUUUAAUAUGAUGUUUAUUGGAGUAAUCCAGAGAAGUGCCUGUUGCAACAUAAAUUUGGCAAUAUUUUUUAAUCGUAUUUCGUUCAUAAUGAAAUUACGUUCGGUGUUCUUAAUGUGUGUUCGCCGCUCGUGGCCCGAGACGCGGUCGCGCGGGCGCGGCUCGACUGUUCGGGACGGCUCGAGCAUGUGCGAGACGGCUCGAGCAUGUGCGAGACGGCUCGAGCAUAAUCGGGUGCGGCUCGAACAUAAUCGGCGCUGUUCAAAGAUGUUCGGGGCGGCUCGAACAUAAUCGGAGCUACUUGAGCAUGCUUGGGAUGGCUCGAGCAUAGUCGGGAUGUUCGUGUAUGUUUGGGACGGCUCCAGCAUAAUCAGGCUGUUCGAGUAUGUUCGGGGCGGCUCGAGCGUGUUUGGAGUAGCUCGAGCAUGUUCGGGCGCGGCUCGAGCCAGUUCGGGCGCGGCAUCUCCAGCGUGCAGUUGUGAAGCUUCUGGAACUUGUGCCUUCUAGCAGAUAGCGAUGUUAGGCAAUAUCGAUCAUAACACCAUUGAUAACGCUUGGUUUUGUUCACUCGUCUCGUCAUUUGCCUAGUUACGUUACGUUUCACAUAGUUCGUGUUGUGUUCGACUUAGGAUACUUUCCAAAUUUGUUAAACUGUACUGUAUUUUUGGCUGUUUAAGACUUGAUUACCAUUGCUGUUUAAUUGGAGUAAUAGUAAUAACGUGUAGAGUAUAGCGCAGUAGUCUUCCAAACCUUGAGACAACGUUUAGCACGCGCAGUGCGAGCACCGUGUCAGCUGCGGGGGUUCCUUAGGUUUGCCAUUAUUGAUAUCAAAGAUAGAUUGGUGCCAUUUCUAUGUAAAUGAUGUGGUAGAGUAAGUUAAGUUAAGUUUGCAGGUCAGGGUAGAUGGAAAUAAAAUAUUGUAGAGAGCUCGACUUCUCGUAGUGUUAUGUACCGACUUCUGAGCCACUGUUUUGUUUAACUUCUGAGUAUAUUGUAUUGUUUUCUGUUCACAUUGUUUUAUAUACAUUAUUUUAUUUCCACGAUGUGGUGUGUGUCCAUUGAGCUGAGGGUCGAAAUUGUAAAUAUUGGUAGGGUUUAUUUAUUCGAAUGAUAUGGAAAUAAUACGAUUCAAAAUAUAAGUAAGAGCGUAUGAUCUGUAGAACUGUUUUUCUUCUACAAUCAUAGAGUAUAUCGAACUGAUGAAAUAAAAAAUGGAAUUAAUCAUAGAGUAUUUAGCACAGAAGUAUACUUUUGGGUAUUAAAAUCAAAAUUUCCUUGUAGAUAUACAUACCUAAUGAUAAUAAUAAAUAUACAUAUGGAUGUUGUUUGAUAGUCCUCAAUAUUUUUUUAUAUUUUGAUAGUUCUGUAUUUGAAACACGAGAAAAUAGGCCAAUAUCUCAUUUAUCAUUUACAUAUGAAAUGAAAUAUGUAUGUACACGAUACUUUAAGAUAAAGUAACAUGACGGAUGCAUUUAGUUCCCCAGAAAAUGAAAGUAUAAAAUUAGUGGUAGCGUCAAAAUAUAUUUUUCAUGUUUAUAAAAAAUCUUUCUUUAUUAAGUUUCUUACCAAGCCAUUGAGAACAGUAUUAUUUAGAGAAACUAGAACUUUGGUUUAAAACGUAGUAUAAAUCUUCAAUUACCAGAAACAAAACAGCCACUGAGAAAAACGUUAUUUACCAAUAGUUUGUAGCAACAUUGUCAAGUACCAUGCGAUCGGUGUUUAUCAAUGUUGGUACCGUUGUAUUAUCAUAGAUAUUAUGAUGGGAAUAGAAACACCAACAUAGUAAACUAGGUACAUAAUAAAAGUAUAUAAAUGUUUAUCGGUCACUCGGGCUCGGCGAGAGUGGAAAUUAUGGAAUAAGUAAUAUAUUUUUGUUGUUAUCUGUUCUGUCUUUAUCGAUUGUUUUCUUUAUCAUAUUAUUGCAUCUAUCUCUGUCCCGUUCUCACCGAGUCAAGAGACCAAGAAAAGAAGUAGUGGCCCUGGUAUGUUACGAAAGGUGCUCCCCGUUUACAACCCAUAUUUACGCAUCGAGUAGGGCAAGGCGCACCGUUCGUAUCGGAUCACGGCCACGAGCAAACAGUUAAGACGCAUAAAUUAGUGCAGGAACCAUAUUUAAUAAAUAGUUUUUAAGGCGAGUCCUUAGUGGUUCAUGAAUUUGUGUGUCUUCUCUGCCCCAACUAUUUUACAUACCGAUGUUAGUUACUAUAUAUUUAGAGGGUAAUAAUAUUAAAGUAUGUAUUUGAUUACGUAACCGUCGGAGCGUUAUGUUCUGUUUUCUUUUCUCUAGUUUUGUUUUGACCGUAGAAAAGACUGAACCCAAUGAAAUGAUUCACAACUUGUAAGUAUACUCACAAAGAUUGGCAAACGUUAGGUCGUGUUUAUUUAUGUUAAAAUGUUCAGAGCGGUUGUGGUGUCGGACCAACCAGUUCACCUGACUCAUAACUUCGGUUAAAGAAAUCGUACAUAUCCUUAUCCCGAGUGUAAUGUAUAUUGCGUCGGAAGGCGGCUAGCUAGUCCGGGCCGAGGCGCGCGGGUGGCGCAGUAAUCAUACGUCUAAGCUACAUACAUAUUUAGUUCUAUCUUAUCGUUAGAUUUACGCAUACUUCCGCUUUGCCAACAUAUUGCGUUGCUUACAUCAUAAUCAUACGAGAGUACAGCCUAAGGAUUUUAACUUUUUUUUAUAUACUGAGAGCUAUUUCUAAGUCGCUGAUUUUUACAAUUUGUAGCUAUACACAUAUUAUUAUAACGUUACUAACAAAUUAUGGCUCUGAGCCAGUCUCGACGUGUUUUGGAGUAUUUUACAUACUUUUAAUUCCUAUUUAAUUAAAAGUCGACGAGCAAAAAUCAUGGCAUGAUUCUUUUGAACCGCGGUCAUUUAGUUAUAGCUCUACAGAGUUUAUUAUUGACCAAUAUUUUUAAAUACAACUGUUUUUCUUUUAUUGUUAAAAUUUUUAGGCUAGUUUAUAUUUUAUCGAAUAAGUUAGAUUUGUUAACUGUGGUGUAUUACAUUGCACGUGAAUAUAAUGUCGCCUUUACAGCCUGCUUUACGUCGGAGAGUUUCCUUUAGUGUGAAUAGAUUGUGAUAAAUUAUUAUUAUUACUAUUAGUUUUAUGUUACGCGGCUGACAACACUUACGCACCAGCUAGUGAUAGAUUAAGCGAUGAUCUAAUCAGAUAAGUGACAUUGCAUCAGUCCUGUAUUACGUUACAUUAUUAUCCUAACGCAUGUAUACGUUUAUUUCGGUUGAUUGAAAAUGGUUAUAUUUGUAUAAUUUGUUGAGACUGACCACAACGCUACAAGUAGGUAUAAACCGCUCUAGGUGUCAUCAUCACCUUAAACUGAAUCUUUCUAUGAUAUUCUUCGAUACUGUUUAUCGGUGAUUCCUACUCGAGUAUGCGACUUGUAACUUAGUAAAGAGGCUGUAAGGGAAUUAUGUAGUCAGCAUUAUGUAUAUGCUUUAAUGUGAUUUUUUAAAUGUACUCUUUAUUAUAAUAGUAUCAUCUAUCAAUAUACCUAAUUAGCGAACUAACAAAGCGAUUUUUAAAUUUUUUAUGUUCAUAGUGAUUUAUAUUGAGAUCAAAAUAAAUACAGAGUUUAUUUAAUUUUAUGGAAAGUAUACAUUGUAAAAUUAUUAGUGCCCUUUUUGGAAGGGCUCUAUUAAAAAGAAAAUUAUAUGAAUGCAAAAUAACAAGUCACGAUUCUUUUAGAGGUCGCCAUGUAGUGGAGAAAAAUAAACGUGCCAUGAUAUUUGUGGCUUAA